Molecule: messenger RNA, 867 nt
Organism: Sphenostylis stenocarpa
Lineage: Eukaryota; Viridiplantae; Streptophyta; Magnoliopsida; Fabales; Fabaceae
Source: the annotation of a GenBank genome assembly
AUGUGUGCCAUUGACUACAUUGAUAUGCUUGAGCUCAGUGAACUCCCGGAAAACUCAGCAAUCAUACCAAACAAGUUAUUUCGUUUACCAGGAUUCCUUACACCUUUCUGCAAGCAAAGGAGCACUAGAAAUGUUGGAAGCUCGGACUCACAGAAAUGGAGAGGGCAUAAAGGCAACUCUUCUUCUAACACUUACCCAUUACGUUCCAUGCAAGAAGAGAAUGAAGGAGUUGGUAAAGAAAAUCAUGUAGUGCCAGUUGCUCCAAUUAAUGCAACUGAAGAAGAAAAAAAUGUUUGGUUUAAAGGGAAGCUUCACGAGUUCAAGAUUCUCAAUUCAGAUAAAUUGAUUAGGCAAUUCCAUGCUCGGGUUCUGGGAUUUUUCAGCCAUGAAUGUGAGUCUCCAUUUUUCAUGACGUGGGAGUGCCAUGCAGGCUCAUAUGAAGCAAGAGAAUUGUUGUCUAUAGAGAGUCUUUUCAAGGUGCAUCCCAAGGCAUUGACCCCAGACUUCCCAAUUCUGUCCAAAGGGACUCCAGCUGAAGCGUGGUUGAAUGAGUUGAGUAAAGGAAAGAAGAGCCCUGGUGAGAUUUCUCUGUUUCAGAACUUAUCUGACUUGAUCAGACUUGCAGAUCUGUACAAAAAUGGUGGUGUGUACCUAGACACAUCUUUUGUAGUCUUGAAACCUUCAGCUGGGUUGAGGAAUUCUAUUGCAGCACAAAGCAUGGCCUCUAGGAAUAAGCAUUGGACUAGACUAAACAAUGCAGUCCUGAGAUUUGACAUGAAUCAUCCACUUCUUCUUAGAUUCAGUAAUGAACUUGUUUUAGCUUUUAAUGGGAACAAAUGGGGGCAUAAUGGUCCUUACAUGCAGUGA